UCACCCCCGCUGCCCCUCCCUCGCCUCUUCCUCUCUCUUUAUGCUCUCUGCAAAAAAAGCUCUUGCGGUUUCUAGAGAGAGAGGGAGGGGGAGAGAGGGGGGGGAGAGAGAGAGAGAGAGAGAGCGAGAGAGAAUGCGGAAGCUGAGAGGCUAGGGUUUCGGCCCGAGUAUAUCCACUUAUUUCUCUGUUUGCUUUGGCCAUUGGCGAUUUUCGGAGCUCUUUGGUUCCUAAUUCGUUUUGUUCUUUCUUUGGUUCCGAGUUUUCGAAGCUCGUUGGGAAAGAAAGGUUGAGGGUAUGCGGAAAUUGGAGUUUGAUUUGUUGGAUUUCCGUGUUUGAAUAGGGAUUUACUAUGUGGAAUUUGGAAAACUUUGAGUUGACUGAUAUUUAGAGUGAACGAAACGAGGUGGCCAUCAAAACAAUUAUUUUGUCACUUUGACCCUGUUUGGUGCUUGGCCAUGGGAAAUAGUGACGAGACAAAGACUUCCAAGCCAGAGAAACCAUCCUCACCUCCACUGGAACAGACGAGCAUUCAUGUCUAUCCAGAUUGGGCAGCCAUGCAGGCAUAUUAUGGUCCUAGAGUUGCUGUACCACCAUAUUUCAACUCAGCUGUUGCACCUGGUCAUGCUCCACACUCUUAUAUGUGGGGUCCCCCACAGCCUAUGAUGGCACCAUAUGGGUCACCUUAUGCAGCAAUUUAUGCACAUGGAGGGGUUUAUGCACAUCCUGGAGUUUCUCUUGCUGCUACUCCAAACCCAGAAACACCUACAAAAUCAUCUGGUACUACAGAUCAAGGCUUAAUGAAGAAGUUGAAAGGGUUUGAUGGGCUAGCUAUGUCGAUAGGCAAUGGUAAUGCUGACAGUGCUGAGGGUGGAGCUAACCAUACACAAUCACAGAGCACGGAGACAGAGGGUUCAAGUGAUGGAAGUAAUGGUAAUUCAGCAGGGGCAGGUCAAUAUGGCAGGAAAAGGAGCCGCGAGGAAACACCAACUACUGGUGGAGAUGCCAAGACUGAAUCAGUUCCAACUGGUGAAGUGAAUGGAGCAUCUGAUAAAGUUAUGGUUAUCGAAGUCCCCCCUUCAAGUGUUGCAGGAAAUGUGAUGGGGAAUGCAAUGGCAUUGGAGCUAAAAAAUCCUCCAAAUGCAAAUGCCAAGGCUAGCCCAACCAAUGUUGCCCAACCUUAUGCAAUAAUGCCAAAUGAAACCUGGUUACAGAAUGAGCGCGAGAUGAAACGAGAAAGGAGGAAACAAUCUAAUCGAGAAUCUGCAAGAAGGUCCAGAUUGAGGAAGCAGGCUGAGGCCGAAGAACUUGCAACGAGAGUUAAAUCCCUUACUUCUGAGAAUACGACACUUAGGUCUGAACUUAAUCAACUGACUGAGAAUUCAGAGAAGCUGAAGCUUGAAAAUGCUAAGCUAAUGGACAAACUGAAAGGUGCGCGAGGAGGAGGACAAAUGGAAGAGGUAGAUGACAAGAGGCUGCCGCUGGGCACAGAGAACCUCCUUUCUAGAGUCGACAAUUCUGGAUCAGUUGACAGAAGCGACGAAGGCAGCGAAGUGCCUGAGAAAAAUUCAAAAUCAGGAGGUGCAAAACUCCGGCAGCUUCUGAGUGCCAGCCCGAGAACAGACGCGGUCGCAGCUGGCUGAGAAACGAGGCGAGGCGAGGCGGGGCGACUGUUUUUAACUUAAAAAUCAUGGGCUAACUGUGAGCCCAAAAUUACUGCUAACGGUACUGCUGUAGUAGUAGGGUAAGGAGGAGAGGAUAGAUGAAUAGGAGGGACUGUUUGAGAAGUUAAAAAAUCAAACAUGAAGAUGAUGAAGAUUUAUAGUUUGUGAUGUGGUGGUGGUGGUGGCUCUCUCUGAGCAAACUGAGAUGUGUUUUAUGAGAUUUUCAGAGUGCCGGGAAGGCCACUAAUAGUGGUUCAGUUAUCUCUC
Molecule: messenger RNA, 1929 nt
Organism: Diospyros lotus (date-plum)
Lineage: Eukaryota; Viridiplantae; Streptophyta; Magnoliopsida; Ericales; Ebenaceae
Product: common plant regulatory factor 1-like
Exons: 12
Coding region: 457-1641 (394 amino acids)
Biological process (GO): regulation of DNA-templated transcription
Cellular component (GO): nucleus
Molecular function (GO): sequence-specific DNA binding; DNA-binding transcription factor activity
Source: RefSeq, a predicted model, not a curated record